Molecule: messenger RNA, 9872 nt
Organism: Tachysurus vachellii
Lineage: Eukaryota; Metazoa; Chordata; Actinopteri; Siluriformes; Bagridae
Gene: ptprq
Product: protein tyrosine phosphatase receptor type Q
Exons: 57
Coding region: 116-9622 (3168 amino acids)
Biological process (GO): protein dephosphorylation
Molecular function (GO): protein binding; protein tyrosine phosphatase activity
Source: RefSeq, a predicted model, not a curated record
UAAAAAAAAAAAAAAAAAAAAAAAGGUUGUUGCUGUUCUUCAGAUAGGAAUGAGACAGCUUGGCUAAGAGACUUCAGAUUUUUGUCACGGAUUUCUUAGACAUUGCGUUUAACUCAUGGGUAAAACGGUUCCUCUGAGACUGCUGGGAUUUCUGAUGCAGAUUGUGAAUUUUCCUGGUUUGAGCGUUCUUACAUCUGUCCAUGUACAGCUGGAGUUUUGCAGCUUUCCGCUCAGCCUUGAGCCUGAUUCUUACACACUUUUAUGGGAAAACAAGGUGCUGAGCAGCAGUGUGGUGUGUCAGAGUGUGUGUAAGUGUAUCAUGGAUGUACAUGUACCACAGUCUUCUCCUGAACUGAAUCUGACUUUACAGUCCUAUAAACAGGAGCAGAUGUUAGAAGCCAGAUUCUUCCAGCUAAUUCCUCUUCAGAGCUCCUUUCUGAAGGUUGAGGUGUCUUCUACUAGUGUUGUGCUGAACUGGACUGACUGGACCAGUGAGCAGAUACGGCACUUGUGUGUAGGUGCUCAGUGUUGGACGCUUGAUUCUUCUCAGCCAUCGUGCUUGGUUUCAGGACUACAAACUGGAACACGCUACACGGUUACAGUAGAGCAGAAAACACGUGUUCCACAAGUCAAUGUCACACUCACGCAGAAACUGCAGCUGGCGAUCGAGACGGCCCGGUGUCCUGUGGGCUGGAUAGCAACAGGAUGGAACUGUUUCCAGAUCAGACAGGAUGUUCGGCCGUGGCCUGAAGCACAGCGAGUGUGUGAAAGUAAUGCCCCAGGAGUCCAUCUGGCCAGUGUGAAGACGCACGCUGACUUUCUGUCUGUCUCUGAAAAACUACAAUCCCACAACCACCUGCUGCUGCUGUGGACCUCUCUGAAUGAUCGAGGGGAAGAGGGCCGUCUCUGCUGGGCUGAUGGCUCCGCCUACAACCUGAGUGUUGCUGUAAUAUCAUCUCUCUCAGCCAAUCAGACGGACUGUUUUGCCCUUCAGAGGAACGCCACAGGACCAGGUUACUUCUUCACUAGUCUGCUGUGUGAUGUACAGCUUCCCUACAUCUGCCAUACACCAUUCAUGCAGGGGUCUUUUUCUGGCCUGUGUAUGGACAACGUUCAGGAGACAGAAGCAGAGUUCAGCUGGUCAGGCUUUUCUCAGCUCCUCUCGGCUCUUGGCUCAGUGCUCAGCCUUCACGUACACGACCAGUCUGGUAGACGAAUCCUCACACACACUCCACUUGAACACACACUGAAUAGAAAGUGUGUGCAUGGACUCUUUGCUGGAAACAUCUAUUACGUCUCACUCAGCCUUACACACCCCAGUGGAGCGUCUCAAACCCUCGGCCCUGUUGGCAUAGUUAAAACCAGACCAAACCCUCCGAAGAACAUUACAGUGACUGGUGUCACAUUCAGUCAGAUUGCACUGUCCUGGUCUGCCCCUGAUUUUACCCAUGAUGCUUUGUUUGAGCAAUACUUCCUGAGCUGGUUGGAUGUAGCCUCUGGCAGAGGGCGGGGCUUAUGGCUGAACAAAGCGAAUCUCAGUACUGUGAUUGGUGGGCUGGAAGCUUAUCAUGUAUACCAAAUUUUUCUGGUGUCAGUCACAGCAGAAGGGGUGGAGAGCGCUGAGGCCACGCCACUGGUUGUCAUCACAGAGGUUAAUCCUCCACACAGCAUUUCAGUUUCAGCUCUUGGGACAGAAAACAUGACCGUGUGCUGGGAACAGCUUCGUGAUGACGAGGUUGAUGCAUUUCACAUCCAGCUCCGGACACACACUCCGAGUCAGGAGAGCUCCAGAGAAUUCUUGGUCAAUAACUCACACUGUAUUACGGUGACAAAUCUCAUUCCUGGUGAGACGUAUGAUGUAGGCGUGGCUACAGAAAGGGGCGGGAACAGGAGCCUGGAGAAAACCUUACAACUGACACUAAAGCCUCAGAAGGUCCGAGACGCCGUCCCAUAUGCAGUGGACAUAGACUCUGUGGUCCUGUUUGUGCAGAUGCCAGCGAGCGGUGUUUAUGAUGGUCUUACUGUAACAUACAGCAGGAUCAGCACCUGGAUUCCAAUAUCCAGUCGUAGUAGCACCAGGAAGGCUGUUGUGGGAAAUCUGAGUCCAGGAACAGUGUAUGAGUUCCAGCUGUUUGUCACCAGCAGAGGUGUGAGCAGCGACGCCUUCACUGUGCUCCCAGUCAGAACCUGUCUCGCACCUCCCGUACGAGUGCGUGCCGGUGUUGUGUCUGACCACUCAAUAGAAGUGCUGUGGGAUCGAGCGCAAGGCCAUGAACUCACAUAUGAAGUGCUUUGCAUGGACUGUACUGACAAUGUCAUGGUACAGAAAGUGUCACAGACGAGGGCAAUGUUUCAUGGUGUGAUUGCAGGACAGCUGUGUAACAUCUCAGUGCGCACGGAAAAGGAGACUUUCAGAGACAGUGCACCUGUUUUCCUCACCAUCAGAACUCUUCCUAGCUCGGUCACAUUAGAGCCUGUGCGGAGAACAUCAUCAUCUCUGCGUGUGAGCUGGAGAGAGGGACCAGGAGUGUGUAACGCUUUCAUGCUGUCCAUCAAAAACUCCACCUACAACCUGCAGAUGAGGCUCAGUGUCUCUGAUGAGAGAUGGUACAAUUUUGACCGUCUUCCUCCUGGGACUGUUUACACUGUCGAGGUGAUAAGUGUGAGUGGAGAGAGACACAGUUUUCCCACCGCACUUUCUCUUAAUACGUUUCCAGCACCUCCUGAUACCAUCACCUUUAUCGAACAGGAAGGAAAAGCCAUGUACGUCACCUGGACGCGACCGCUCGGACAAGUGACCGGCUACAGGGUGUUUUACGCUCUCAGUACGGACACGUCUCUUCGUCACCGAGUCUUCGUCCAUGGCAACCACGUGAGGAUAACUGAUCUCUUCCCAGGAAGUGAUUAUGAGUUUGAGAUCCAGUCCUUCUUGGGAGAAGAUUUCAGCCAAAGUGUCAGCAAGAACGUCUCUACUAGUCCUGCAGGUGUAUGUUCUCUGUCUCUGUUCCGCUCCAACUCCUCAUCCGUCACACUUGUUUGGGACGUUGCUGUUGGCCAUUUUGAUUUCCACAGAGUGACAGUUAGUAAUGAUUCACACCGCUGGAUGUACGGCGUGAGCGCAGACGCUCAGAAAUACACGGCGAGCGAUCUGCGGGACGGCUGCUCCUACAACAUCAGUGUGGAGCGAGUCAGGAACGCACAGAGCGGGACGGCCGCCAUGCUUACCGUACACACAGUCCCUGCUAUUCCUGAAGACGUGUGUGUGGCCAGUGUGAUGCCUCGCUCGUUCUCUCUCUACUGGGUGCCAUCUUCUGGAUGUGACCAGCGCUAUUUUGUACAUCUGACACCAGACCAUGGCAAUGUCACCAUGAUAACUACUCCAGAUGGACAUGUACAGGCCAAUGUGACUAGUGUGACUCCAGGAACACAAUACACAGUAACGGUCAGUGCAGUCGCCUCCUCAGGGAUGAGGUCUGCUGUGAGCCGCUCCAUCACCACCAUGGAAUCAGUUCCAGCAGCACCCUUUAAACCAGAAGGCGAGCGAGUGGGCUCGAAUGGGAUCCUCCUUUCGUGGAAGAUGCCGCCUCCUCCUGACCUCAGCAUCGACUCGUUCGUCAUCAGAUACAAGGAAAUGUGUCCACAUCCUGACUCCAUUUUCACUGAGGUCACAAAGAGCCUGGACAUCCCAGAAACCCUCCUGAACACACUCUCACCUGGGGCCACGUAUAAUAUUAAGGUUGCUGCAGUGAAUAAGGCAGGAGUCGGACCCUUCAGCCAGUCUCUUUACUUCAAAACUGCAGAAGCCCCUCCUGGCAUGGUAACAAACCUCACAGCUUUUGCUCAGAAUCACUCCUCAGUGGUAGUGAAAUGGUUUCUUCCUGUACGCAUUAACGGACUCAUCACUAAGUUUGCGGUUAAAGCCAAACACGCCAGGACAGGGCAGGUGGUCCGCACUCUGGAGCUCAAUGCUGAGGAGAUCAUGAACGGAGCUCUGCCUCACUGCAACGAUGCUGCAGAUUUUCUGUCCCGUGGAACUCCGAGCCCCUCCAUAACUUCAGUAACAUCUGCACUGCCGCCUCUCACCAUGUCAGCCAUUCCUUCAGCCUCUAUCUGGAAUGUGCCAAUCACAGUGGGCAUGGACAUGCUCCGCCCCUAUACAGCGUAUGUGUUCGAGGUGUCUGCCUUCACCAGCGAUGGGGAGGGACAAAUUGCUAGCACCAUGGUCCGCAUGCCAGAAGCUGCCCCUGAAGAUUCUCCACAGACUUUGUCUUUAUGGAACAUUACCUCAAAAUCUUUCUCUCUGUCCUGGGAAUCACCAACCAUCAUCACAGGACGUUUUAGCUACGUCGUCCAACUCCACGGCCCUGCAGGUCUCAUUAGUGAGAACAGUACCAGUGAGCAGACAAUUGUUUACACUGGACUGACUCCGUUCACAAGCUACCACAUCAUCAUCAUGGCCAAAUCAGCAGGAGCCACUGGACCUGCUGCGGAAACCAGAAUCUUAACACCUUCUGAGGCCCCCAGUGCAGUGUCAUAUCUCAGAGCAGAAGCUGUGGACUCCAUGUCUGUGCGUCUGUCCUGGGGAAUCCCAAACCAGCCCAACGGACUCAUUACUCGCUACCGGGUCCUUGUCCUGCACAGUGAGAUGCUCGUACAGGACAUCACACUCCGAGCACUGCAGCAGAAUGCAAGCCAGAAUGGUGCUAGUGCUGGAUCUGACCCGGGACUCAUUCUGAGCUCCGUCCAACCACGACCGUCCACAAGAGCGGCGAUCACGGGCCUGACGCUCCAGUCACGUGACUUCACACAAACAGCAGUCACGAGCCGGAUCGAGGUUCUACCACCAACUGAAGAAAUGGUCAACUUAUCGUCAAAUCACAUCUCCUACACUGUGACCAGACUGAUUCCUUUUACUGACUACAACUUCAGCGUGUCUGCCUUCACGACUGUAGGAGAAGGACCUGCCACCCUGAUCGCACAGAAAACUCAGGAACAGGUGCCUAGCUCUGUUCAGGAUGUGUCCUAUGAGAACAUAAGCUCCACCUCUAUCUUUGUGAGCUGGAAUCCACCUCUGAACCCCAACGGGAAGAUCACACACUACACCGUCUACAUCCUCAACCUGCACAGUCACGAGGCUCGACAACGGGUUACGAACACCACCAGUAUCAUCCUCACAGAUUUGGAUAAAUACACACAGUAUAAGGUGCGUGUGGCUGCAUGGACGGCAGCAGGCGAGAGCCCUGUGUCUGAUGAGGAUAACAUCUCCGUACUGACGCCUGAGGAUGAGCCGGAUUCUCCUCCUCACACCCUGGAGCUUUUGAACACCACGUCGUCAACAGCCACUAUUACCUGGUCUCCUCCUGAUAAACCCAACGGCAUCAUUAUCUUCUAUGAGGUGACCUACAGCAACUCCACUUUCAGCUACACGGUGAACUCGAAUGCCCCCAGCGUCACACUGCGCCACCUCAAACCGUACACUCUCUACAACGUCACCGCGCGUGGCUACACGCGGCUCGGCCACGGAAAUAAGACCUCACCCACACUACAGAUGCUGUCCGGGGAGGAUGUGCCUGGUAGUCCUCCCUUCGGCCUUUCCUAUGACAGCAUCAGCUCCAGCGAGGUGAACGUGUCCUGGUCGCCACCCCUUGUGCCCAAUGGAGUCAUCUUGUACUACAGUGUGGAGUACUGGAACAUCACACACACUCUGAACAUCACCACACACACAACCUCUGUGCUCCUGUCCAACCUGCGCAAAUACGCACGCUACCGGCUCAGCGUUCAGGCAGCCACUCGUGUCGGACUGGGGAACCACAGCAGCGAAAUCCUCAACAUCACCACUCUGGAGGACGUGCCAAGUGAUACGGUCCAUAAUCUCUCGGCUCAGCUGUACGGCUCGACGGCUGUUGUGAUUAGUUGGGACCCCCCGCUUGAGCCGAACGGUAGAGUCUUCUACCAGCUAAGCCUGCAGGAGACGGGCAUAACCCACCCGUCCAUCAAUCGCACAGAAAACCAGACCAUCACCAAGACAACCACUGACACGGUUUUCCUCUUCACCAAACUCAGAAAGUACUUCCCCUAUGUGCUCAGAGUUACCCCGGCAACGAGUGCAGGCCCCGCUUUGGACCACACCUCCGUAUUGCACCUCAGAACGGAUGAUGAUGUACCCAGUUCUGCUCCAUUGCUGAGUGUGAGCAGGAAUCUCUCCUCCACCUCUAUCCUGGUGUCAUGGUAUGCUCCGGUGGAACCGAAUGGGGAGAUCAUCGAAUACACCUUAGUUCUACAGGGUCCCCGAGGAUCUAACAGCACGUACACGUCCGACUCAGAGCUCAUUCUCACACACCUCACUCCGUACACAGCCUACAACCUCUCCAUUUCUGCAGUCAAUCGCAGGGGCAUGGGACCCUCACUUAUGCUGCCUCUGCACACAGAUGAAGCAGGUCCAAUGUCUCCACCACGAAACCUGAGCAUCUUUAACCACUCUUCUGACUCGGUGUGGCUCCACUGGGAACCCAGUCUGGAGCCCAAUGGCGUCAUUCAACAUUAUGGAUUCAAAAUAGUGGAACUGAACACGGAUGCUGUGAUUUACCAGAACUCCACCGGUGCUUCCACUCAAGCAGAAUUGCAUGGCUUCAAACCUCAUAGCACUUAUGAGAUUAGUGUGUCUACUUACACUAGAGCGGGCAACGGAGACCAGUACAGUCUUCCUGUAACCUUUACUACGCUCGAGUCAGUGUCUGAGGCGGUUGGAAAUCUGUCAUGUUCCGGUCUGGAUUGGGAUUCAGUGUAUAUGGAAUGGAAACCUCCAGAAAACCCCAACGGAGAGAUCUUGCUUUACCAUGUUGUUUCAGCACAUCGCAGGGACGAGGUGUUUCCCCUGAUGCUUCCAGAUAAACUUGCAUACACUUUCAGCGGCCUGCUUCCUGACACGCUGUAUGUCAUCUCGGUGGCUGCCGUUAACUCUGCGGGUUCAGGAAUAGAGGCCAACUGCACGGCACAGACACUUUCUGAAUCAGUUCCUGAUCCCCCGGAGUUACUGUCUGUGGUGAAUCUUAGCUCGGAUGCCGUGAGUCUGAGCUGGCUUCGACCUGCCCGAGUUCCCGGUCACUUGCGUGGUUACAGAGUGCACAGACAGCGCCUGGCACUAACGUGUGAAAUGGAGGACGUUGCUUCCUGUGUGGAGAGUGAAGUUUUUGUGUGGGUAAACGCGACAGAGAACGGAUCGAGGGAGGUUAACGUAACACUACAGCCCCUGCUUAAAUACAGACGUUAUCGUGUCAGAGUGGUGGCCUGGACUAACGCUGGAGCUGGAAAACCUACAGAUUGGAUGCACAUACAUACACUAGCAGGAAACCCUGAUGCCCCACCAGUUGCUGUCUCGGCAGUUCCUUCGAUCUCCGGGUUGAAAAUCACAUGGGAUGAACCGCCAAUCAUUUCAGGACCCACCUCUUACCUCGUUGACAUUAUUGCUUUGGACGGUUCAGGUCGUAACGUGACAGUAGUGAGGAACGCAGAUGAAAUCAGGAUGGUGGUCAUCGGGAACUUGACUGCGUACACUUAUUAUUCAGUUAUCGUCACUGCCUUUACCGGAGACGCUGCUGAUGCCCGCCGAGAUGGCAUGUCGUCUGAGCCUGUCACCGUCAGGACACUCGAGGGGGAACCAAAGGAUCCACCCAAAAACUUUACCGUAGUCAUCAGGCCAGAAGAAGUAACUCGAGUGUAUGUAACAUUUUUACCACCGGAUGAGCCAAACGGCAACAUCAGCGCCUAUCAUGUUUACAUUUACCGUGACGGACAACUGGACUUCGAGAUCGACAGCUUACCUGUGGUCAGUAAUCCCAACAAGACCAUGACUGCUAUUAUACAGGGUCUUAAAGGAGGAUUCAACUACAGCAUACAGAUAGCUGCAGUGAAUGGAGCAGGAUUUGGUCCCAGAUCAGAAGUGAGACUCAGUAUGCCAAUAAAAGCUCCAGCGAUGCCUUCCAAGAGACCAAUGGUAGCCCUGAACCGUGUAGGCGCUGUCAUGGCAACAUCCCAAACCAUCACUGUCGAGAUGCCUUUGUGUUUCUUCUCGGAUGACAACGGUCCUAUUCACAAAAUCCAGGUCAUCGUCUCUGAGCCAGCAGUGAUGGACUACAGUAAUGUAUCUAACUGGAAGAGCGUGUUCCUCCACUCGACCGCCCCGUACGUAACGGAUGAAGGUUUUCCGAAUCCGGAGUGCUCUGAGGACAUGAAUUCAGCUGAAGAUACGCUUCGGAGGAACGUACAAGCCAGGAUGUACGUGAUAGGAGCAGAGGAAGGAUGUUUCUCUGAGGAGGCGCAGAUCCUCUGUAACGGGCCUCUCAAACCCAAAACCUACUAUGUAUUUAAAUUCCGUGCAACGAAUAUCAUCGGUCAGUACACAGACUCGGAGUACUCAGAGAGGGUCCGAACUGCAGACGAUGGUCUUUUGACUAGAGAUGAACAGAUCAUACUCGGAGUGCUCCUGUCAUUUUUCCUGGCAUUGUUCCUGAUCUUGAUCAUAUACGCUUCUGUGCGGAUCCAUCAGAGGCAGAAAGAGGGAGGAACUUAUUCUCCACGAGAAGCAGAGAUUAUAGAGACCAAGCUAAAGCUGGACCAGCUGAUAGCGAUGGCAGACAUGGAGCUGAAAGAGGAGAAAAUCCAGCGACCGAUCAGUAAGAAGGCUUUCAUUCAGCACGUGGAGGAUCUUUGUGCAAAUGACAACGCCAAGUUUCACGAAGAAUUUGCUGAACUGCCGAAGCUUCUGCAUGACCUGGCAACGUCGGACGCUGACCUGCCGUGGAACCGCUCCAAAAACCGCUUCACAAACAUUAAACCCUAUAACAAUAACCGAGUGAAGCUGCUGUCUGAACCGGGGAUCCCGGGGUCUGAUUACAUCAACGCUAGUUUCAUCUCUGGUUAUCUGUGUCCUAAUGAGUUUAUAGCCACCCAGGGGCCUCUUCCUGGGACCGUGGCUGAUUUCUGGAGAAUGAUUUGGGAAACCAGGACCAAAACCGUCGUCAUGCUCACCCAGUGCUUUGAGAAGGGUCGGAUCCGAUGUCAUCAGUACUGGCCGGAGGACAACAAGCCGGUCACUGUGUUUGGUGACAUCAUCAUUACAAAGCUGACAGAGGACGUGCAUCCUGACUGGACUGUCAGAGCACUCAGAGUGGAGAAGCAUGGCGACUACAUGGUGGUUCAUCACUUUAACUACACUUCCUGGCCAGAACACGGCGUCCCUGAGUCCAGCUCCACAUUAAUCCAGUUUGUCAAGGCCGUCAGGUCCAACAGAGGCAACGACAACACAACCAUCGCAGUGCACUGCAGUGCUGGUGUGGGUAGAACAGGAGUCUUUAUAGCUCUAGACCACCUGAUUCAGCAUGUCAGAGACCAUGACUUUGUGGAUGUGUACGGCCUGGUGGCAGAACUGCGCAGUGAGAGGAUGUGCAUGGUGCAGAACCUGGCUCAGUACAUGUUUCUGUAUCAGAGCACUCUGGAUCUGUUGACCAGCAAAGGCAACAGUCAGUCCAUCUGGUUCGUGAACUAUUCUGCUUUGGAGAAAAUGGACUCACUGGAUGCCAUGGAAGGUGAUGUUGAGUUGGAGUGGGAAGAGACAACAAUGUAAGAGCGGGGAGUUUUAUGUAUUACGUCUGUGAUGGCUUGGCUUAAGGCCCUGAGUGAGGACCAUAAGGGCCACUGCGGCCAAACACCGAGCAAACACCAGGGACUUACACUUUUUCUUUCUAAACUUUUUCUUUUUUCAAAAAAAAUGUAAAAAUGUAAACAAAUAUAUACAGUAUAUAUAAUUAUAAUAUUUAUAAAUGUUUCAUAAUUUACACUAUUGUUUUUUUUUUUUUUCAUAAAUCGUUACGCCA